GCGCCCUCCAAAGCCAUCGAGAAUAUUAUGGAACAAAUCGCUGAUAUGUGGAGCCGAGAGAAGCCAAAGGCUUCGCCCGAUGUGUCGACGCCUAUAAAUAAAAUGAAGAAAUCUGUCUCAAAAAUAUUGAUUUCUCAAAACUCGCCAUUCCUUCGGACGCCAAUAGCUGACAAUAAAAGCGGCAAAAAAGGCAAACAGUUAUCCAAAACAGUUUAUCCUACGCCUAAAGCCAUUGAAUUGAACGACAGGAGUGCCGCCAAACACAAGUCUAAAGCCAAUGUCGAGCCCUCGACGCGAACCAGAAGUGCUUUAAAAGGAGCGAAACAAACGAAUCAAAUGAAUUCAACGCAAAACGAAUUACUUUUAGUCCUCGAAACGCCUCAAAUCAAACACAAAUCGUUGUCCAGUAAAAGCAAAACUAAUUUAGACGUGAGUUCUGUGGGAAACUAUUUCACUCCGACGUCAAUACUCAAAGUCAAACAAUUGAUGAGACGAUCUGUGAGUCCAUCGCUUAUAUCGCCAUCCAUUUCGACUAAAAGUACUCCGAAUAAGACAUUAGAGUCGACUACACUUCAGCAGAGACUCCGGUUUUCAGGAAUUCCUGAAAAUUCUUUCACUGAAGACAGCGUUGAAAACGCGAGAUUAGCGACAGUUAAGGACACAUUUCUAUUGAAGUCAUUGAAAACUACUUGCGAACCAAUCGAAGACUUGGAUGAAUCGGUUCCAAUGGAUGUCACAAAUCAAACCAAUCUCAUUGAAUUUGAUACCACUUUGACUGAAACCAAUGUUAAGUCUGGUUUAGAUACACCAGAAAUGAGAUCUGGUUUAGAUAUACAGCAAAUGAGAUCAGGCUAUGUCUUCUCUCCUCCACAGACCCGCUCUUCAGCUAAAAAAAUACAACAAAAGAAAGAAUAUAGAAAUGUUGAAAUUGAGAUGUUAUCGGAAACGGGAGAUAAGCCUGAGUUUGCAUUCUCUUUAUUAGAGGAGCAGAAAAAGCCGACAAAACAGAAGAAGAAUAAACCCAAGAAAGAAAAACAGAAGAAAGAGAUACCAAUUGAAUCGGUGGAAAUGGUAGUCGAAGCGGAAGAGUCACUUCCAGCAACUUCUCAAGAGUUAACCAUUGAAUCGCUGGUUAGAGAGACUCCGAGUCGAUCGCCAACACCCGCCUCGUAUGUGGAGGACUCGGACGGGAAGAGUGAUACAUCGCAAGUGUCGUCCAGUAAGGCGUCCACACGUUCUUCACGUUCAUCGAGAACUCCAACCAAAAAAACGGUUAAGAAAGGAUCGGCGAAGCUGACCUUACAUACCGGCGUCUGGUCUCAUCUCCGGCGGAAGAUUGUGGUGCCGUUGAGUUGUCUCUUCACACCGUUGAAGGAGUCGUCUUCGCGACCGCUGCCGCAGAUACAGUACGAACCCGUCCUCUGCAGCCGACAGAACUGUCGGGCGGUUCUCAACCCUUAUUGUCAGGUGGACUUCAAGGGCCGGAUGUGGAUCUGCAACUUCUGCUUCAACCGCAACGCCUUUCCCGCCCAAUACGCGGCCAUCAGUGAGACCUGUCGUCCCGCAGAACUCCAGUACUCGUCGCUGGACUACACGAUAGUUCGGGCGCCGAUCACUUGUCCACCCAUUUUCCUGUAUGUCAUCGACACGUGUCUCGACGAAGAAGAGCUGACAGCUCUGAAGGGAACCAUUCAGAUGUCUCUAUCGCUACUUCCGGCCAACGCUUUGGUCGGACUCUUGACGUUCGGCCGAAUCAUCAGUUUAUGGGAAUUAAACGAAAACUGUUUGCGAUCUUUCGUUUUCCAGGGAAGCAAAGACUAUACGGCCAAACAGAUCCAGGAGUGGCUCGGCUUGAGUCCAACCGCCGGUCAGACACCACAACCCGGACAACAACCACAACAGCCGAACGCUCCCAAAAACAACGCCUCGAAGUUCUUGCAACCCGUGGGUCAAUGCGAUUCAAUCCUAACCGAUAUCAUCGAACAGAUGACUCGUGACCUCUGGCCGACACCGCAGGGCAAGCGGCCGAUGCGCGCCACCGGAGCCGCGCUUUCCAUAGCGGUUAGUCUUCUGGAAGUGGCGUAUCCUAACUGUGGCGCCCGCGUAAUGAUGUUCAUCGGCGGACCGGCGACUAUAGGGCCCGGAAUGAUAAUCGACGACGACUUGAAGAAUACGAUUCGCUCGCAUCACGACAUCGAGAAGGAUCAGGUGAAGUACAUGAAGAAAGGCAACAAACACUACCAGACGUUGGCUCAGAGGGCGGCCGUCAACGGCCACACCGUCGACAUCUACUCUUGCGCUUUGGAUCAGACGGGUCUUCACGAAAUGAAAUACUGUGUCAACUCUACGGGCGGUCUCAUGAUUAUGGCCGACUCCUUCGACUCCAGUCUCUUCAAGACAUCCUUCCAGAGAGUGUUCGCAAAGGACUCGAAAAAUCUAUUAAAAAUGGGUUUCAAUGCGAUUCUGGAGGUGAAGACAUCGCGGGAACUGAAGGUGUCGGGAGCUAUUGGUUCGUGUGUAAGCAUGAAUGUACGGAACCAAUACGUGAGCGACACUGAGAUCGGUAUCGGCGCCACCGCUCAGUGGAAGUUCUGUGCGUUGAACCCAACGAUGACCACCGCCUUCUACUUCGAUGUCGUGCAGACACAAGCGCUCGCACAACAGCAGCAACAAAGGGGUUAUAUUCAGUUCAUCACACAAUACCAGGGAAUGGAUGGCUUCCGACACGUGAGGGUCACAACUGUUGGCCGCAAUUUCGGUGCCAAUGAUUACGCCUUCGAUCAGGAGUGCGCGUGUGUUGUGAUCGCACGGCUGGCCUGUCAUAGGGCUCAAGUGGAGUCCAACGGACCCGAUGUCCUCCGAUGGCUGGACAGAAAUCUCAUCCGUUUGUGUCAGAAGUUUGGCGAAUACCGUAAAGACAGUCCGGAAUCGUUUCAAUUGGCGCCAAACUAUUCAAUGUUUCCGCAGUUUAUGUUUCACUUAAGGCGCUCUCAAUUCAUACAAGUCUUUAACAACAGUCCCGACGAGACGUCGUUCUACAGACACUCGCUGUUCCGCGAAGACUGCUAUAACUCGUUGGUUAUGAUUCAGCCGACACUCUUGGCCUACAGUUUCAAUGAGGCCACACAAGCCGUACUGUUGGACACGUCGUCCAUACAGCCCGAGCGCAUACUAUUGAUGGACACAUUCUUCCAUAUCGUUAUAUUCCGCGGAGAGACGAUCGCUCAGUGGAAGAAAGCCGGUUAUGACAAACAGGCCGGCUAUGAGGCGUUCGGCCAACUCUUGGAGGCGCCCAUCAACGACGCCAACGACCUGAUGGUCACCCGCUUUCCAUUGCCGCGGUAUAUAGUGUGCGAUCAGGGCUCGAGUCAGGCCCGCUUCCUGCUCUCCAAAGUGAACCCAUCGAUGACACACAACACCACAAUCGGCUAUUACGGCGACCCCAACGCCGGCGCCUCCGCACCCGUACUCACCGACGAUGUGUCGCUUCAAGUAUUUAUGGAGCACUUGAAGAAGUUAGCCGUCAAUCAGAGCUCUAAUUAGAUAACGAUUUUCCAGCGAUUGUUAUAUUUUAAAAAUUCACUUUAAAAUUAUUUGUUUUUUUGUGCGGAAAUCAUAAUUUAAAACACCUUUUAUUUGACACAAAAUAUUAAUUAUAAUUAUAUGAAAAAUAAAUCUUUGUUUUAUUUAUUUGUGAAGAAACGGAAGAAAACAAAUAAUGUUAUGAUUUUUUGCUAUAUAUUUAAUUUGAUUUUUAGCCAAUUAUUAAAUAUUUUUAUAAUUUAAAAA
Molecule: messenger RNA, 3789 nt
Organism: Medioppia subpectinata
Lineage: Eukaryota; Metazoa; Arthropoda; Arachnida; Sarcoptiformes; Oppiidae
Source: the annotation of a GenBank genome assembly